Messenger RNA from Microtus oregoni (creeping vole), 2851 nucleotides. RefSeq names its product RNA polymerase III subunit G (gene Polr3g). The record is from RefSeq and is a predicted model, not a curated record. The transcript is spliced from 8 exons. Gene Ontology annotation, cellular component: RNA polymerase III complex. Gene Ontology annotation, biological process: cell population proliferation; transcription by RNA polymerase III. Bases 176 to 835 code for a protein of 219 amino acids. Lineage: Eukaryota; Metazoa; Chordata; Mammalia; Rodentia; Cricetidae.
GCCGCGUGUGCAGCACCGUGCGCCCUGCUGGAGAAGUGGAAUCCGUGGUUCUUGACUGGCCCGACCACCCGCAUCCCCGCCACCUCGGCUGCACAGCGUGCCCAAGCCUCGAGACUAAGUGAGCAGGGUUUGUCCAUUCUUUUGUUUGCCCACACGUCUGCUGUCAUCGGUUCUGAUGGCUGGUAAUAAAGGAAGAGGACGAGCUGCCUAUACCUUUAAUAUUGAGGCUGUUGGCUUCAGCAGAGGGGAUAAGUUGCCUGAUGUCGUGUUGAAGCCACCACCACUGUUUCCUGAUACAGAUUACAAGCCAGUGCCCCUGAAAACAGGAGAGGAUGAAGAUUACAUGUUGGCCUUGAAGCAGGAGUUGCGAGAAACAGUGAAACGAAUGCCUUAUUUUAUUGAAGCACCUGAAGAAAAGCAAGAUGAUAUUGAAAGGUACAGUAAAAGAUAUAUGAAGAUAUACAAAGAGGAAUGGAUCCCAGACUGGAGAAGACUUCCCCGAGAGAUGAUGCCAAGGAAAAAAGGCAGAAAAGCAGAUCUAAAAUCCAGAAUGGCCAAAGCUGCAGACAGCGGUGCUUCACUCUCUGCAGAUGUGUUGAAAAAAAUUGAGGAACUAGAAAAGAGAGGCGAUGGUGAAAAAUCGGAUGAGGAAAAUGAAGACAAAGAAGGGAGCAAAAAGAAAGAUGGUGACGACGAAGAUGGCGAAGACUCAGAGCAGGAGGAGUACGAUGAAGAGGAGCAAGAGGAGGAAAAUGACUACAUUAACUCCUACUUCGAAGAUGGAGAUGAUUUUGUUAUAGACAGCGAUGACAACAUGGAUGAAGCAACCUACUAGCCAUGGAAUUUCUCUCUCUUUUUUUGGUGCAGCUCUGAGCAUUUGUACUGACUUAUUUUAUUUCUGAUACGGAUUGAGUCCAUAUUUUCUCUUGUUCAGUGUUGGGUUUAAUAAAUUCCUAUCAAGCUCUUCAGAAGCACUGUGCGUUUACACCACGACCUUACCCCAGCACCUCCACCGCUCCUCUGAUUCUGUACUGAAGUUCGGGGUUCUUUGUUUUAUUUGGAUUUGAAUGUGCCUGAAGAGCUUUAGCAUCGUGUUCAUACUUGAAAAAGAUCAGUCUCACUUACCUGCUGACCUCUGGUAAAAGCUGUUACUAGUCAGAGUGGAUUGCUAUUGAUACUGCACAAGGAGCACUUUAAACACAAACUGGAAAAUGAUUUCUUACCUGGUAUGUUCUGUUUUAUCACAUGUGACUGCAUAGACUCACCUGAAUUCUUAACACAUGCAGACUCAGGAGAUGAGAGAUCUGGUGGUGGGAAACAUGCCCAUGGCAAAAUACAGUGAACUAGGUGAAAUAGCAUUGUUUCCAUCUCAGCUGAAACAGAAGCUUUCCACGUGGGCAAAAGGAUACAGAAUGUUUGGCUUUGGAGGUAAUUCCAUGUGAAUUAAUCAUUCCACUGUGUUAAGUUUGACAUCUUCAAUUUUGGGGGUUUAUAGAAAAAAAAUAACUGAGACAUAUGGUUUAUUUCUCUGCUUUAUGUAUGUAAGUGGGAAUAAGUCCUGGCUGAAUAAACUCUGUAACAGAUGGGCAGUGCCCUUGGCUUCGAUUCACAAGAUUCAGAGCCUGCAAGCCAAGGAGAGAAUCGUGGAAAAUGAACUCAGGUCAUUUUGAAAUUACCACUGAUUCUUCUUGUUUUAACUUACAGGGUGACUCCCCUGUAGUUUUAUAUUUUGCAGGAGAUAUCCAGAACCCUUUGCCUCUAACGACUUUGAACAUGCCAAAGAUUUCUAAGGAAAUGUAUAUUAUACAUUUCAAAACUAAUAUCUUAAAAUUAUCUACCUAAAGGAGGAAACCCUGCUCUCUGCUUUGGGGAGACUUGUCAUUUAUUACCUUCUGACCUGGAAACUGGAGCCCUGCUUUUUCUCUCAGGAUCAAGAUAACCUUGAAAUUGAGCUUAAGUUCAUGUGCCUUAGUUUCUCCACUUGUAAGCAGUUUCCUAUAAAAAUUGUUUAAACACUAAGUAGUUUACUAAAUAUUCCACCCUUUACCUUACAGAAACAGUCAUGCCCUAAAUUUGAUUUUUACCCUGUAAACAACUGUACUGUGGAAACCAACAUAGUUGUGAGACCAUUUUCUGCUUCAUUAUAAUUCAAUUUUCUGAUCUUUUACCCAUGUUAGAUUUGUACAGUCUGGCGAGAUUCCAACAUUCUUUUCUCAGGAAAAGAAUACUUUAAAUGGCAAUACUUCUUCAAAUAUUUCUUCCAGAUGGGUGUGAUGGCCCAUAUCUUGUCUGUAUAGUGCUGUACUGACCAUGUGUGACUUACAUCCAGUUCCCAGGAACUUGUAAAAAAUAUUUUGAGAUUCUGAGUGGAAACAUGAAAAGUCUUUAAUGAUCCAGUGUGUUGGGAAAAAGCUUUUAAUAGUGAUGGCAAAUGCUGUUAUUUGGGAAUGACAGGUACUUUAUUCUCUUACAUUUGGUACCAGAGCCAAACAUGUAUUUCAUAGAUGCUCCUUCCUUUAUUACACAUCUGUAAAUACCUGUUCAAAUUGGGGAGAUGCAUUGGCAAGAACUUCUUCCCUAGCUUCCGGUUUGUCUUCACUGCUGUUUCUUCUGUGGGAAGCCCCUUUCGGACAGGACUUAUUCUGGGGCAUCUGGCAUCUUUAGUGAUGUUGUCACCCUUUAAAAGAUCAGUUUACAACUUUAAAUAUACUAAUUUUGAGAAAAGAUGUUUUUUAGGUUGCUUGACUAACAUAAAUCUUGUUUUCUUGGCUUAAGCUUCGAGACUUUAGAGAUAAAUUCUUAAUGAUUAAAGUACUUACUGGGACUGGUUGGUGAAAUAUCUUAACAAUAA